GCCUCCAUCCCCUCUUUUCAAAGCCUCUUUUCGAUUCGCCUUUGCCAGCGCCUGUUUCGUCUGCUCUGCAAUUAUUCUCGCGUUUAAUUUUCUUCAUCCAGCUAAGUAUUCUUAGUUUCUUGUUCUUUUCUUUUCCUUCUCCCUUUCGAGUCUCCACUUUUUUUUGUCUCAUUUUCUUUUCUUUUAUCUUAGAUCUGGUUUAGAACUAGGGCUUUUUUUUUCUUGACUUGCUUGUUUGUUAUUUUUCGACUAUAUUGUUCAUGUCUGAUCUGCGAAUGCGGAGUUGAGUCUUUAUUAUAGAACUAUUUCAAUGAUUUUAGAUUUUCUAUGAGCUACGCCAUCCUCAUGCGUCGAAUUCGUAUUCUUCACUCGUUUUCAGUUGUUUUCCUUUACUGGUUCUACGUUUUCUCAUGAAUCAGCUCCCCUCGUUGUUCAUCAAUCCCUUCAUCUAGAUCUAACCCCUAGUUAAGUUCUCUGACUAUUGAAGAAAUUUGAAUUCCUUAAUUAUCAUUCAAUUUAUCAGUUCAUAUUAAAUAUUCUUCCGGAUAAAAAAAAAAAGAACAACACUUCCCUUGCUAUGGCUUCUUUGCAAAGGUCAGCGAGUUCAUCCGAUUCGGAUCCGCAGUACGCAAACAUCGAUGAGAGGAAAAGGAAGAGAAUGCUAUCAAACCGUGAAUCGGCAAGGCGAUCAAGAAUGAGGAAGCAGAAGCGGCUCCAAGAUUUGGUUCAGGAAGUGAACGCAUUACAGAAAGAUAACAGUCAGAUCUCUGAAAAGAUCGGCGUCGCCACCCAAUACUACAUCGAGAUGCAAUCGGCCAAUAAUGUUUUAAGAGCUCAGGCGAUGGAAUUGACCGAGAGAUUACGGUCUCUGAAUUCGGUGCUGCAAGUUGUGGAAGAAGCCGACGGGUAUGCCAUUGAUAUCCCCGAGAUUCCGGAGCCGUGGCAGCUCCCCUGUUCGAUACAGCCAAUUAUGGCUUUGGUUGAUAUGUUCGAGUAUGAUGGAUAGACUCUUCUUCCUUGUGUUGGCUAACGGGUGAUGCUGCCCCAUAAUACUUGCCAAAAUCCUAUUUCCACUUUUCACAUGAAAAGAAAAAAAAGCAAAUAAUCAUUUUUACUGUUAGUUAAAAAAGAACAUACCUCUUUUGUGAACUGCACUAAAAGUGGUGAAAAAUUAAUGGGUUAGUCUAGCUAAUGAAGGAGUGAGGGCUAAACGAGUGGUAGUUGAGGCAGAUUCUGUAUGUUGCUUCAUGAAAUGGUGGAUUGGUCACACUAGUAGCAUUGUUUUGAAUUAUCAAAUCCAAUCCUUUAGGGGAAAGCUUGAGUGGCAAAACAAGAAGAUGAUAAAGUCUUUCUCCUUCUGUAAA
Molecule: messenger RNA, 1364 nt
Organism: Gossypium arboreum
Lineage: Eukaryota; Viridiplantae; Streptophyta; Magnoliopsida; Malvales; Malvaceae
Product: bZIP transcription factor 53-like
Exons: 1
Coding region: 578-1006 (142 amino acids)
Biological process (GO): positive regulation of DNA-templated transcription
Cellular component (GO): nucleus
Molecular function (GO): DNA-binding transcription factor activity; transcription cis-regulatory region binding
Source: RefSeq, a predicted model, not a curated record